Molecule: messenger RNA, 5044 nt
Organism: Sander lucioperca (pikeperch)
Lineage: Eukaryota; Metazoa; Chordata; Actinopteri; Perciformes; Percidae
Gene: stk40
Product: serine/threonine kinase 40
Exons: 11
Coding region: 257-1567 (436 amino acids)
Biological process (GO): protein phosphorylation
Molecular function (GO): ATP binding; protein kinase activity
Source: RefSeq, a predicted model, not a curated record
AAAUAAGUGUGUGCGUCAUUUCCGUUGUCAGGUGGUGCUGUCGCUGUGGAAAGAUGCGAUCAGCGAAGCGCGGAGGCUUUUCCUUAAUUGCUCAUUUCGGUAACAGAGGCUAAACAACCCGAAACCAACCCUCUGUGGUCUCUCCUGUUCAAGCGAGAAGCUCCGCACAUCCACCACAGCGAUUACCCAAGAAAUAUCCAUGUUGUAAGCAGACAACGCAGACUUUACCCGGCGGUUUUGGCUCGAGAGCUCCAGUAUGUCCAAGCGGCGCUCGUCGGAAAGGGGGGCUGGAGAGACAUCGGGCAGGGCCAGCAAGCUGCAAUGUCCUGGGAUAUCUGGCAAUAACGCCAAGAGAGCCGGGCCCUUCAUUCUUGGGCCUCGCCUGGGCAACUCACCAGUCCCCAGCAUAGUGCAGUGUCUGGCCAGAAAGGACGGCACUGAUGACUUCUAUCAGCUCAAAAUCCUUACGCUGGAGGAGCGAGUGGACUCUGCAGGGGAGACUCAGGAGGAGAGGCAGGGGAAGAUGCUGCUGCACACAGAGUACUCCCUCCUUUCUCUGCUGCACAACCAGGAUGGGGUGGUCCACCACCACGGCCUCUUCCAGGAUCGAGCCUAUGAAAUAGUGGAGGACAUGGAGGCCAACAAAGUGCGCAAGAUGAAGAAGCGGAUCUGCCUCGUGCUUGACUGCCUGUGUGCUCAUGACUUCAGCGACAAGACGGCAGAUCUAAUAAACCUCCAGCAUUACGUUAUAAAGGAGAAACGACUGAGCGAGCGCGAGGCCAUUGUCAUCUUCUACGAUGUGGUGCGUGUGGUGGAAGCCCUUCAUAAGAAAAACAUUGUGCACAGAGACCUCAAGCUGGGAAACAUGGUGCUGAACAAACGGACUCACCGAAUCACCAUCACCAACUUCUGCCUGGGAAAGCACCUGGUGAGCGAGGACGAUCUGCUGAAAGACCAGAGAGGAAGUCCAGCCUACAUCAGCCCUGAUGUAUUAAGUGGUCGGCCGUACCGCGGUAAACCCAGUGACAUGUGGGCUCUUGGCGUGGUCCUGUUCACCAUGCUGUAUGGCCAGUUCCCCUUUUAUGACAGCAUACCUCAGGAGCUCUUCCGCAAGAUCAAGGCUGCAGAGUAUUCCAUCCCAGAGGACGGUCGUGUGUCUGAGAACACUGUGUGCCUGAUCCGAAAGCUGCUGGUGUUGGACCCUCAGCAGAGGCUUACUGCAGGAGAGGUGCUGGAGUCUCUCAGUGGCAUCAUUGCCUCGUGGCAGUCUGUUUCAUCGUUGAGUGGCCCUCUGCAGGUGGUGCCAGAUAUUGACGAUCAGGUCAAUCACUCAGAACAUCUGCAAGAGGCCAAGGUGAUAGAAGAGUCUUCACAGUACGAGUUUGAGAACUACAUGCGCCAGCAGCUGCUGUUGGCUGAAGAGAAGAACACUAUCCAUGAGACCAAGAGCUUUCUCACCAAGCGCCAGUUUGGCAGCAUCCCACCUGUAAGGCGUCUGGGCCAUGACGCCCAGCCUGUCAGCCCGUUAGAUGCUGCCAUCCUGGCACAACGUUUCCUCCGGAAGUAGUCCACAACUACCCAUGGCAGCCUCCCUGACCUCCCCAGGGAGUACAGAGACCUGUGGAGUUCAGAGAGGACUGAGGAGGAUAAGCCCCGAAACUGAACUGGCAUACAGCAGGCCCAGCCUGCGUAGGUGGGCUUUGGGCAAGCUAGGUGGAGCAGGUGUGAGGAGGGCACCAGAACAAACUGCCAAUUUAAAAAUGUCACUCCUCGUGGCUGGAUACUCCAGUGAAACAUGGAAAGCCCCGAAUGGAAGAUAUGAACCAAAGGUUCCUUGCCCUCAGGUCACCCACAGUCAGAUCUCACUGUGCAACCAACCUGAUGGCACAUUCACACAUGGGGCUCACACAGGGCUCGGUCAGGAGUGUUGAAGAGACGAUUAACCCCAUAUUCCUCCUCGUCCUUUUGAGAUCUCCCUACCGUAACACUUCCCCCAUCAACUCUGGACCCCCUGAGCAAUACAGGACCAGAAUCAUGUAGCAACCCCCUCUAUUCCAAGUGGUAAAUGGUAUUUCCUCGAGUCGGAACCCCUGAUCACAGAUGCCACUUCUCUAUACCUCCAUUCCACCCUCCUCUCACUCCUUCCUUUUCCUCUCUACUGUUCUCCUGCACCGAAAAAUGAUCCAGACUGGUCCCGUCUGUAACUCUGACUUCAAAUCAAUCUACCUCUCUGUCUCUCUUCUCUGUUGGUAAACCAUUCUCACUGUUCUGAGACAAGGGAUUGUAACGAUGGAGUCUUGAUGCCACCAGUGACAUAAAGCAUUAAUGUUUUCUGUCAGUGAUAAUGCUUUUUUGAAACCUCAGUGGUUUCAAAAAAAAAACUGAAUAAGCUUUUUAUCAUAUUUACCUUAAUAAGUAGCAUUUCAUCCCUACCCUUUUGAAGAUACUAAAUAUCAAAGUAUGAGUACAUGCAUCCUUUUGAUAUUUGCAGAUUGCAUUGUCUCCUGCUUUUGCUCAGCCCUGUGGAAAUCUAUUUUUAGCAUCUAGGCAGCUAGUGUGAGGUACCUGGAAGUCACAAUGCCAAGAACUAAAUGGGAAACACUGUUGGAUACUCCCUGUCAAGGCAUAUUGAUGGUAACGCUUCCUCAGUGCCAUUAUAGUGGAGAUCAGGCACUGUCAUGUUUCUAUUGCCAAAAAUCACAUCUUAUGCUUACUUAUAGCCAAGGAAACUGGUGCACACAGCCUCACUCAGAAUCAAAUGGCUUCCAGGUAUUCCGACUUCCCUGUUUCUCUUUAUCGAGACAGAUCAUGGGACAAGUCUUUUUCAGUAUGAAUGUGAACGGUCAUUCUACACUUUGAUAAGUCCGCAGUAUCCAAGAGUGUAUGCGUGUGUGUUUCGGGCCAGGCAAAAUCAGAGUCUGUGGAGCUGUCGAGCUGUUAACCUCUGACAGCCGCAGACCCUUUAAGCUAUCCUCCAAUCAUUGUGUUCUGUUAUCUGGCCUGCCUCAGUGGCAGACACUGUGAAAACCAGAGCAGGCUUUGCUGAGACGGGGCUUGACUGAAUGUUUUAGCGAUUUGUCAUGAUUCUCAUGAAUGCUUAUUACUAUUGCCAUUCUCAAGCCCUCUCUCCAGCUCAACUUGUGCAGGCUUGUAUUAUCUCACCAUGUAGCUCUCUGUACAGAGAGACUAGCUGGUGGCCGGUAAUCGAUGCUGUAAUAUUUCAUAGAGAAAUGAGAACAGACUCAUAGAUUUUAAGUUUAGUUGCUGGGUCUUCUUGGCUAUUGAUUCAUUCUUGUCUUUUAUCAAAGUUUUUUUUUUUUUUUUUUUUUUUUUAAACCAUGGCAAAGCUACUAACCAGUGACGGUUAGGCAUCUGUACACUGCAACUUGCCUUUGCAUAUUGGUACCUGCUUUAUGCUAUCUAGACUUCUUCCUAUUUAUAUCAAACUGAUUGCAUGAACAGGCUCUGGAAUAUUUUCAAAUGUCUUUACUUUCUUUUUUCCUUGUAAUUUCAUGUUGAUUUAUUUAUUCACUUGAGUAGACCCACCCCCCAUUCCCCAAACUACUGGGGCUUGUAUCACAGACUAGGCACAACUUAUGCCAGUGAAACAGGCCCUAAAACUCUUUGCUCGCUCAGCUUUAAGAAAUGGUGUUAACUCCAACAGUGGUUCUCAUUUAGAUCCUUUUCAGCCACAUUUACGAAAGAGUAGCAUCUGUUUUUGUGUUUAACUUUUUGGAUUCCUAAAUCAUUUUCUUGCCAUUUUACCACAAAGUCUGUGGUCAACUUAAGCUACACUAAUAACGAGACUGACGUUGCAUAGUUAUAUUUUUACAGAAAACAAAAAUGAUACUCGCACAUUAUCUUGAUUUACGGGACAGUUUUUUGUAGUGUUGUUUUUUUUUUGUUUGUUUUUUCUGUCAUUUACCCCACACAAGGCUGCACUCUCUGGUCAGUAUGUAAAUAUGUACCAUCAUGACUGUGGCAGUCAUCAUGUAUUUAGUUCCACCCAGUGAGAUACCAACACUCAAACACAUGUCGGUUGACGUGCAUUAUAGGCCACGUUGGCCAUCAACCACCACAUCCAGAGGUUAAAAUUAUAUGUAAAGAGAGCAGUUGGCGUUCUCCCACCUCAAUGUGAAUUACAUGGGUAUACAGCAGUAUUGUAGUAGUCUAGGUUGUUCAUCAGAAAAGGGUGUUUCAUGAACACCAUAGCCAUUGAUGAAUGCUGACAUUAAGUGAUCGGUCUGUGGAAAGUGUCUUACGCCAUCUUCCAUAAUGCCCAGUUACAUAUUAGUAACUACAGGUUCAAUAGAGCCUUGAUGUAGAUGUUAUUUUGUCCCCCCACCCCCCCCUGAUCAAAACGUGUUUCACUUCCUAGCUAGUGGAUUGUACCACAUUCAAUGUUUGUUUAACAGAGUUGUAUUGGUAGACUGCAAUGUGGACUGAAAAGCAUGGACAUAAUAGCGUGAGGUGUAACUCUGUGUAAAACAUGUGACUGUUGCAUGAUUUUAAACUUGCAAGGUGUGCUAGAGCAACUGAUCGAGAAUUUGAAGAUAAUUUACUCAUUUGGGUCCUACGGGAAACUACAAAGCAUAUACCCCUUAAUUGGAUGAGUAGUACAAUCGUAUUCAUUUUCAAAAUUUUAGUUUUUAAUGAUGAUUUUCACCCUGCUUCUAAAGUCCUUAGUCUUCAGUAUAUAACCAAUAUAUUGCUGACUGUUUCAACUGGAAACUUGGUGUAGGAUAUGACGUGGUGUAGUUAACUUUAAACCCAAUGGGAUAAUGUGUUGUAAGCUGCUUGGUCAGACAUGGGCAUCUAGAUACAGAAAACUGCUUAAUUGUACAGAUGAAAAACACGUUUGUAUAAAUAACAUAUUUUUCUACUUCAUCAGAUCUCUACAUGCAUGUCAGCAAUAAACUUUGAUAUGGAAACGUGUAUCUAUUUUCCCCAUCCAUGAAUUCUGACACUUCCUGUUACUGCCAGGAGGUGGAGCACUUUCUUAAAAAAUAAAACCAAACCCAGCAGAGGGCACUUGUAGGGCAUC